This is a messenger RNA of Schistosoma curassoni, 228 nucleotides long. The record is from the annotation of a GenBank genome assembly. NCBI's taxonomy places the organism in Eukaryota, Metazoa, Platyhelminthes, Trematoda, Strigeidida, Schistosomatidae.
AUGACUACUAUAGCAGGAUUAAAAAGUCACGAUUCUAUUCUUUCAAAGUUGGACACUUUCAAGCGUAAGCGAAAAGCUCGCCUGGAAGUUGAAGAACUCAAUAAAGGAAGUCGUCAAGCCAUCGAAAUGGCAGUUAGUGCUUUAACAACUGACGACCCCAAACAAUAUCAAUCGGAAGAAGGACAAGAGCGUUCUUUUACUGAGAAGUCGUCGCAAGCAUGCUUAUGA